Molecule: messenger RNA, 1514 nt
Organism: Solanum tuberosum (potato)
Lineage: Eukaryota; Viridiplantae; Streptophyta; Magnoliopsida; Solanales; Solanaceae
Product: auxin-induced protein PCNT115-like
Exons: 5
Coding region: 111-1148 (345 amino acids)
Cellular component (GO): cytoplasm
Source: RefSeq, a predicted model, not a curated record
UUUUUUUUUCCAACUAACUCUAGCCAAAUACUAGUCCAAACACCUACUGGUCAAACUUUGGUGAACGUAUGCUCUGAGCUCACUGUUCAGACGGAGAUUCGCCGGAGAAAAUGGAAACGCCGGCGAGUGAAGUUCCGAGGGUCAAAUUAGGCUCGCAAGGCCUAGAAGUUUCUAGAAUCGGGCUGGGCUGUAGAGGCAUGUCUCCCAAUCAUGGCCCGCCCAAGCCCGAGCCCGAAAUGAUCAAGCUCAUUCAACACGCCAUUGAUCGCGGCGUCACCUUCCUCGAUACCUCCGAUCAAUAUGGACCCCACAUCAAUGAACUUCUCAUCGGCAAGGCAAUCAAAGGAAUGAGAGAAAAAGUACAAAUAGCUUCCAAGUUUGGCAUAAGUUUGAUAGAAGGGAAAAUGGACAUUUGUGGUGAUCCAGAGUAUUUAAGAGCUUGUUGUGAAGCUAGCUUGAAGCGACUAGAUAUCGACUGCAUUGAUCUUUAUUAUGUUCAUCGGAUUGAUAUCCGAGUGCCUAUUGAAAUCACGAUGGGAGAACUGAAGAAACUGGUUGAAGAGGGUAAAAUCAAAUACAUAGGUUUAUCCGAGGCUUGUGCAACAACAAUCAGAAGGGCACACGCGGUGCAUCCAAUAACAGCUGUUCAGAUGGAGUGGUCUUUGUGGACCAGAGAUCUGGAGGAAGAAAUAGUUCCAACUUGCAGAGAAUUAGGAAUUGGAAUUGUUCCGUAUAGUCCUCUUGGACGAGGAUUCUUCUCAGCAGGUCCAGAGUUGAUUGAGAGCUUGGCCGAGGGCGACUUCCGCAAGAAUAUACCAAGGUUCAAGCCUGAAAAUUUUGAGCAGAACAAGCAAAUAUACGAGCAAGUCAAGGAAACAGCAUCAAGAAAGGGAUGCACCACAUCACAACUUGCAUUGGCUUGGAUUCUUCACAAAGGAGAUGACAUAUGCCCCAUACCCGGUACCACCAAGAUUGACAACCUCAACGAAAAUAUUGAAGCCAUAUCUGUAAACCUGACAACUGAUGAAAUGAAGCAGUUAGAGUCCUGUGCUGCUGAAGAUAUGGUUAAAGGUGAAAGGCACGCAUUCAUGUGGGCAACUUGGAUAAAUUCGGAGACUCCACCAUUGUCCUCCUGGAUAGAUGAAUAAUGGAUACUUUCUCGUCUUGCUUUGGAAGAAGCCCCGUUAAAGCCCAAGUCUAAUUCGAAGUAAAGGCUGAACCCGGGCUAAUGGCAGUUCAGCAUUACUUUCUAGCAGGUUAAAUAGAGACUAGGAUUUACAAAUCUACAAUGUUCUGGACAAAUGUAUAAACACAGUGUGCACACAAUGUAGUUUGCUAGUAGUCUGAAGUUCUUUCGCUAGUGCAUACCUUUAUAUCCAAGUUUUACCUGUAUUUGUGAUGAAAAUUUAUUGUUAUCCCCUGUGUACCUUUGAUCCUUUGAGCGAUAGAGCCCUUCCACACAAGACUCCUGAAUCACUCCAAGUCUCGAUUUUUCAAUGUUAUCAUAUGGUUUA